CUCACAGUGAACUAUCCACGCCCCCUCACUGUUGGUUUUCGUUUGACAGCAAGUGAAGUUACUUCUCCUGAACUGGGACUGUUUCAGCCUUUAAAUCAUUGCGUGUUCGGCUUCAUUUCGAUCGAUCACUCCGGAUUUUCCCUCAAAUGAUGGAAUAAGAAGUAACCAUGGUGGUGAAUUCGGUGCACUGGUUUCGCAAAGGUCUGCGGUUGCACGAUAAUCCAGCGCUGCAGGAGGCCCUCAAUGGAGCGGACACAGUGCGCUGUGUUUAUAUCCUGGACCCGUGGUUUGCUGGCGCCGCCAACGUGGGAAUCAACCGAUGGAGGUUUCUGCUGGAGGCUCUGGAGGACCUGGACAGCAGUCUGAAGAAGCUCAACUCCAGAUUGUUUGUAGUCAGAGGGCAGCCCACUGAUGUUUUUCCAAGGCUUCUAAAGGAGUGGAAAGUGACCAGGUUGACGUUUGAAUAUGACCCAGAGCCUUAUGGGAAGGAGAGGGAUGGAGCCAUCAUCAAGAUGGCCCAAGAGUUUGGAGUGGAGACUGUUGUCAGAAACUCACACACCCUCUACAACCUGGACAGGAUAAUAGAGAUGAACAACAACAGUCCUCCUCUGACCUUUAAGCGCUUUCAGACCAUUGUGAGCCGACUGGAGUUGCCCAGGAGACCUCUGCCUCCCAUCACCCAGCAGCAGAUGGACAAAUGUCGCACUAAAAUAGCCGACAACCACGACCAGCUAUACAGUAUACCUUCACUGGAAGAACUAGGUUUCAGGACAGAAGGUUUACCUCCAGCUAUUUGGCAGGGAGGAGAGUCAGAGGCCUUGGACAGACUCAACAAACAUCUGGACAAAAAGGUGUGGGUGGCCAACUUUGAGCACCCUCGGGUCAACACAUGCUCCCUGUAUGCCAGUCCUACCGGCCUCAGCCCCUUCCUGCGCUUCGGCUGCUUGUCCUGCAGGGUUUUGUACUACAACCUCAGAGAGCUCUACAUGAAGCUCCGUAAGCGUUGCAGUCCUCCUCUGUCCCUGUUUGGCCAGUUGUUAUGGAGGGAGUUCUUCUACACAGCCGCCACCAACAACCCAAACUUCGACCGCAUGGAUGGAAACCCCAUCUGUGUCCAGAUCCCAUGGGACCAGAACCCGGAGGCACUGGCCAAGUGGGCUGAGGGUCGGACUGGUUUUCCUUGGAUUGACGCCAUCAUGACCCAGCUGAGACAAGAGGGCUGGAUCCACCACCUGGCCCGACACGCCGUGGCCUGUUUCCUCACCAGGGGGGACCUGUGGAUCAGCUGGGAGAGCGGCAUGAAGGUGUUUGAGGAGCUGCUGCUGGAUGCCGAUUGGAGUGUAAAUGCUGGCAGCUGGAUGUGGCUGUCCUGCAGUGCCUUCUUCCAGCAGUUCUUCCACUGCUACUGUCCUGUCGGCUUCGGAAGGAGAACUGACCCAUCAGGAGACUACAUCAGGCGUUACAUCCCCAUCCUGAAGGACUACCCCAACCGGUACAUCUACGAGCCGUGGAACGCCCCAGAGUCGGUCCAGAAGUCAGCCAACUGUGUGGUGGGAGUGGAUUACCCCAAACCGAUGAUAAACCAUGCAGAGGGCAGCAGGCUUAACAUCGAGAGGAUGAAACAAGUUUACCAGCAACUCUCCCAUUACAGAGGACUCAGUCUACUAGCAUCAGUACCAACGAUCCAAGAGGAGGCAGAGCCACCAAUGACCGAUGAGUCCCAGACCAGCAGUGGCCCUGACUCUCCUCCCAGAGGUCCUGAUGACGAUGAAGCAGCUGGCUGCUCUACAGCUCCUGAUUCAUCCACCGUCUGCACGUCCUACGCACCACAACCAGACUUGGAGGACCAAGCGCAUGAUUACCCAUCCCAAACACCCUGCGCCUCCUCCGGCUCACACGCACAGCCCUCUGCAGCCAUAACAUCUACAUCUGCCAGCCAUCCUUCAUCCACAGCAGCUCUACCCUCCCCAGCCCAGAGCCCUCUGUCAAGGUCCAAACCCUCCUGCCCUUCCUCUUCGUCUCCGAGUCCAGCAACGACCCCGACCCAGACCACCUCCUCCUCCUCCUCCUCCUCCUCCUCCUCCCUGGGGCAGAGGAGGAAAGGCCUCACACGCAAGUUCCGGCGCAGCCAGAGGCAACGAGGGCGACAGAGCUGCACUCCAGCAGCCAAAGAGGGGGACCGGAGAUCAGAGGAGGAGAGGAUGGAGGAGGACGUUGAGCAGGAUGAGGAGAGAAUGGAGGAGGAGGCUUGUGGAGAGACAGUAGGACAUCAGCAGUGACACAAGGGGGAGUUCAGAAGAACAGUCCUCAAACAUCCACACUGACGGCUGGACUCAUAAAGACAUGGAGAAGGCUUCUGGAUCUGUGGACAACAUAAAUAAAUAUAUAAAAGCAUGCAUACAACACAAGUGGAAGCAGUACAGAAGCAUUUUACUCACAUUUACUCCUGUCUUCAAAAAAAAAGGAAAUACUACAAGUAUUUAAAUGAGAAAAAGUAAAUGACCAAUUUUUAGAACAGAACCAGUCCAGAAUUACUGUAAAUGAUUCAAACAUGAUUCAUAUUUGAGGACAUGGAUCAGGUUAUAUUCCUAAAAAGUAUUUAAAAUGAGUAAUGAGUAAUUUUCUCUUGUACCAUUUCAUCUUACAGACACACACACACACAGCUAAUAAAGAACAUAAUGCACUACAACUCUUAGACACCAAAUCCACAUUGAACCUAUACAAUCAAGUGUGGCCGUCCGCAGUAGCACCUCUCUGCUUGUCCUGUUGCUUCUGCUAAUGUCCUCUCCUUAGAAACAAGGUAGUGCAGAAGCCUGAAUGUCACCUGCCCCCCAAAACACUGUCCCGUCUCCCCACCAGACUGUCUAUGUCUCUCUGCUCUGGGAAAGAGUCAUUUGAUAAAGCAGUGUAUUUUGACAUUUUGCAGUAAUGAUUUUGCAUAAACGUGAUUUGUGAGAUUUAAUAAGUCGUGUGGGACAACCGAGAAACGGAGUGACUGGGUCCUGGCCAGGCUAAAAACUGACUUCAGACUGACCUUGAGUGAAAUGUAUUAAACUUCCCGUUAUGUUGUAGUUCUCUUCGAUGUACAGUUGUGGACAUUUUGGGCCUGCUUUAGGAGGCACAAAUUUUAUAUUCAGAUGGGAAAACGGUUAUCUGUUAUGAUUGCUGAUUUUACUCGGGACAUUCUCCUGAUUUCACUACCUUCAAAUGAAAAGAUACACUACAGAACAUGAUUAAAACUCUACAGCCUGGCAUCCCCAGACUAAUUCACAAAUGUGAAUUCUAUCUGCCUGAGCAAAUCAAAUAUUAGCUUACACAUCGGUCGGGUUCCUAGGCUGGAAACAAUACAUUUCAUAUGUAAAUGGAAGAUGUGAAUCUUUUGGAAAAUGUCAGAUUUUUUUGCUAGCAGCAGAGAAGAUGUGAAUUAGUGAAAGGGAACAUAACAUUUUUGUAGUCCACCUCUCUAAAUCAUAAAUUCCCUGUCUGUUUAGGAGGGUCACACAUCUUCUGAAGGUAUAGAACAUCUCUUAUUGAAACCUUGUAAGUUAAGAGGCCAGGGCUACACCUUGUGUAUAUGAACAGCUUUACUCUUAAAAACACCCACAAGUUUUUGCAUUUGCCAUAUUUUUCUCUGGCAAUCGAAAGUCCUGCUUGUGUGGAAUGAAUGUAGAGGAAAAAAAACUGCCGUGUUGUUCUCCCCAUACACAAUAUUUAUCAGAGUUUGUAUAUGAAAUAUGUAAAACCAUAACCUGUCUGUUUUAAUUAUGGUCUGAUUUAAAGGGGGUUUCACAAAGACUUGUACCUUGGAUGUUUCUUACCAAAAGUGUCCACCGGAGGGUAGUAGAUACAGUAAACUCUGCACAUGGUCAGUGAACUGUUGAGAUUUAUCAGUUGUACACGCACUAAAGCUAAAGAUUAAAUUUGAACCUGAUUGUUAUUCUGGAUUCAUCAACUAAUAAUUGUUCUGUAAAAUGUCACCAAACUAUUAUUUCUCACAGUCCUAGGUGUCUUUAAAUGCUUUGUUUUGCCACAAAAACAAUGAGAUUUAGUCUACGAAGCAGUUAACCCUCACACCUGAAAAGCCAUUUGUUUGGCAUUUUUGCUUGAUAAAUUACCAAAACAAUUCCUCCAUCAUCUAAAAGAUUCUUAGAUACAUUUUCUAUUAAUCAAAUAGUUGAUUAGGAAUUGUUUCAAUAUUAGCAUGGACUGUACUGUCCAGUUUAACUUCUGGAUCCCAAAACUUUCAGAAGUUCUACAAAUUCACUCCUGAUUUAACUGGUUUAAAGCUGCAGUAGGUGUUAAAAGAAAAAAAAUAUUUUGUCAUAUUUGCUGAAAUUUUCUAAUGGCAUUUUCAACAAUCCACCGGGCAAAAGCGACCAAUCAGAGCCAAGGAAAGUAGUUGAAUGUUAAGUCUCAUUCCUAGGUCGUUAAAUACAGACGCUUUGGGAAUGAGACUCAACAAACAACUAUCUUUCUCUGCUCUGACUGGUAGUUGUCACUAAGGCCCAGUGGAUGCUUGUAAAAUAUUAUUUUUAUAAAAGUUACCUAUUGCAGCUUUAAUAAACAGACACAAAAUUGCCUAAAAUCUUGUAUUUUCUGAUUACAUUACCAAAUAAAGGUAAUCUUGAAUUUAUACUUUUUUACAAAAAAUAAAUGGAUUUAAAGGAACAGUGUGUAGCAUUUAGUGGCAUUGAAUGGCCCUAUCUAGAGCCUGUGUUUGUUCUGUCCCUUCUGGGCUACUGUAGAAACAUGGCGGACUUUGUAGAAGAGGACCCGCUCCCUCUGUAGAUAAAAACAGCUCAUUCUUAGGUCACAUAAGCACAACUAUUCUUAUAUUCAGGUGAUUAUACACUAAUGGAAAUGUAGCUAUGAAUAUUAUAUUCCAUUUCUGACCAAAGAUCCUCCUGAAUGUUACACACUGGACCUUUAAAUCAUCAGGUUAUUUCUGGAGGAACCAUGCAUUCUUUUUCUUUUUGCAUCAGAAUGUUUUUGAAAGUGACAAUCUGUGGUCACUUCAUCCUAAACACUUAGUUUGAACCCUGCGCAGAACAAGCAAGCCAUAGUAGCAGUUAGACUUUGUGAAACCCCCUCAGUGUUGCCUGGAUGGGUGGAAGUUCCCCCAAAGAGGGAUCAUGGAUUGUUAAGAGACGAAACUUGCAGCCUGUGCAGGUGUGGUACUGUUGGUGUUAAAGACAAGUGGGUACUGUGAAUCCCAUAAGGUAAAGGAUGAAUCAGCCAGUGGAGUUGAGCCUCUCGGGGCUAACCAGAAAAGCUCACAGUUCCCACUAAUCCCGAACACAACACAAGCCCUGAUCAGAUGCUUGUGUUUUGCUGCACAUUCCAACUAACAGCAGUACGAUGCUCUGCAGGGCCAGAGGUCUGUCUGAGAACUGUAGGCUACGUGGAUAUUUAUUUGUUUUGUAUUGUACAAAAAGAGUUUAUUUUCAUUAAAAUUGCUGAAGGAAUUGUGAUUGAA
Molecule: messenger RNA, 5476 nt
Organism: Dicentrarchus labrax (European seabass)
Lineage: Eukaryota; Metazoa; Chordata; Actinopteri; Moronidae
Gene: cry2
Product: cryptochrome circadian regulator 2
Exons: 13
Coding region: 168-2279 (703 amino acids)
Biological process (GO): circadian regulation of gene expression; entrainment of circadian clock by photoperiod; negative regulation of DNA-templated transcription
Cellular component (GO): nucleus; cytoplasm
Molecular function (GO): FAD binding; DNA binding
Source: RefSeq, a predicted model, not a curated record